GUUUUUCCUACAGCUGCGCAUUGUCUAUGUACGUACCACAUAUCAAACAACCUCAAGAUGCAUUUUAAAACUGAAGUUGAAUCAGUUAAGGAUGCUUUCAAUGCAGCGGCAAGAGCUUAUACAUUAGAGGAAUUUGAUAAGUAUUGGUCACAAUUGAAAAAGUUGAACCCGUCUGUGGUAACACAUCUUGAAAAAAUUGGCAUACACAGGUGGGCAAGGGUUCACAGUCCAAAUAACAGGUACUUCACCAUGACAUCUAACGCAGCUGAAACAAUAAAUUCUGCCAUAAGAUCUCUACGUGAGCUCCCAAUAACUACACUAUUAGAAGCGCUAAGAGACAUGCAACAACGGUGGAAUGCGGCGAAUAGAGAUGAAGCAAAGUCCACUUUUACUACACUUGCAAAGAAGCCUCAUAAUAUGCUGGAGAAUAAUUACAAAGCAUCAGCGGGAUUCUCU
Striga hermonthica is the source of this 456-nucleotide messenger RNA. NCBI's taxonomy places the organism in Eukaryota, Viridiplantae, Streptophyta, Magnoliopsida, Lamiales, Orobanchaceae. The record is from the annotation of a GenBank genome assembly.